AUGUCGUCGGGCUAUACAAUUCCAUUAUCAUUAUUGGAUACACUCGAUUCUUAUAUGACGGCUGCAACUUGUCUUAAUCAGUCGGCAAAUAUAUUUCUUCAGCCAUCUCCAUUUGGUGCGAUUGAAUUAAUAAAACUAUCAUUGAAAUAUUCAAAAAUACCAGUCGAUAUUUUGGUUCUUGGAACUAUGACAAAUAUUGCUACAGCUAUUAGCGAAGAUCGAUCAAUUAUAUCAAAAAUAGGUACACUUUAUUUUUCUGAUAUACUUGCUGUACAACGCGUUGGCACGAGUGGAAUAAAAAAUAUUGUUGCUAUGCCGUUAAUCACACAAGAUACAAUGCCAGUCAAUCUGACACAAUUGAAUGAAACAUUGACAAAACUGAACAUUCAAUUGAAACCCUUCGUGCUAAACUUUAUAUCAUCACUUGCAAAAUGUACAAAUCAAACUGAGUCUAACAUGAAAUGGUGGGACAAUAGUGCCGCCCAAUUCAUGGUACAAACGCAAACAAAUAAUACUCAAGGAUUUUGUCUUCGAACACAGAAAGUUAAAUCUCUUUAUAUUCUGUCGGCUGAUUCUUAUCAAUUCUAUGGUCAAGGUAUGAUCGAUGUGGAAACGUAUUUACCAAAUGUUAGUGGACUAGUGGAUUAUACAAUAUGUACGGAAGCCAAUUCAGACAUAUUUUUGUCUGAAUUCUUGAAUAAAAUUAGUUCAGAAAAACUUUAUUCAUGUGAACGACAAUAUAACCAACGAUUUGAUAUCAAAUUACAACAAUGUGAAGUUAGCUCCAUAUUCGAAUCGGAUCCAAUAUCUUCUCCAACUCCAUCACAUCAUGCUACACCAAUCUAUAUGAAUACGAGUAUACGUAAUAAAAUUCCACAUGACAUUUUUGUAUAUCCUAUUUUAACUUCUACACCUGCUCAACAACAACAACAACAACAGCAACAGCAACAACCUAUUCAUGGGCGACAAAGUCCAUCAUUUGAUAUUCAUUCAAAUCUAACCGAUUGGCUUAGUAAUGGUUCACAUAGUGUAAAUGAUCCUCGUCCAGAUAGUGCUACAUCAUCAGUCUUAUCUCGAGAUAGUGGUGUUGCGCGAUCUGAUCCAAAAUCUUCACGUGAUUUUAGUGCAAAAUCUGAAUCAAGUUCUAAAGCAUCCCUUCAUAAUAAUAAUAAUAAUAGUAAUCAUUUUAUGUCUAAUAAUUAUCCAUCAACAUUAGUACGUAAUGGAUUACCAUCAUUAUCAUCAUCAAAUACAAUACAACGUUUAUUACAACAACAACAACAACAACAACAAAUAUCAUCAAAUUUUGAUACAAAUAUUGAACAAAUACGUGAAAAACUUCAACCAUUAAAUACUCAACGAUUAAAAACACUUCGUCAAGCAACAAAAUCAUUUAUUAUGAGUAUUAUGGAAAAUGGUGAAGUUGUACUUGAAACAAUGAGAACAAAAGGUACAAAACGACGUAUUGUUGAUGUAUUUCGUGUAUCAAGUGAUGGUUUACGUAUAAUAACAUAUACACCAAAUAGUCGUCAUGGUUCACCUAUUGGUGAUCAUCCACCACCAAUACCACGUGAUAAGAAUGCUUAUCAAGAAUAUGAAUUUGAUAAAUUACCGUCAGAAUAUUGGAAAAAAUAUCAAUAUGCACAUAAAUUUGUCACAUUAGUUCGUUCACGUAUGGCAAAAAUAAUUCUUUAUACACCCGAAGCAAAAUGUUCAUUAAUGGAAACUGGUGUUGAUUUUGAAGUUGUUUUUAUAUGUGGUGUUAAGAUUUCAAUAUAUCGAGAAAAUUUUAAAUAUGAUGAUCCAUUAAAAAUAAAAAUUAUUAAUAAUAAUGAUAAAUCUGAAUCAUCAUUAGAUUUUGAUCGUAUUGCAACACGAAAUAUAUCUGCUGUUGAACAUUUUAGUCCUGAAAUACGUCAAAUGCUUGAUAAUGCAAUUACAUUUUAUUCAUUUUGUUUAUCAAAAGAUCAAAUACUUGAAGAAAAUCAACGACAAUUUCCUUCCAUUCAAGCUUUUCCAGUUCAAUUCGGAAAAAAACAUGCUCAACAAUCGGAUACUAAUAGACCAGGUUCUGCUUGUUCAAUUGGUCGUUCUCUUUCUCAACAAUUUGGUGGUUCAUCAUCAACCGUCAAUGAACUAUGUAUCGCACCUUCAACAUCCGUUGGUACACCGUUAUCAAUGACAUCUACUCGACGUAUAUUUGCAUCUGAUACUGAUGUUCGAGGAGUGAGAAAUUCAUCAUCUGCAACUCCAAUGUGUUCAAAUGCAAGUAUAGCUAAUACUAAUGUUCAUCAUUCAACAUCAUCAUCAACAUUACGUACAGCUGGUUAUCAUCAUCAAGUAACUUAUACACCACAAGCAUCGAUAUCUCGUCCACUUUCUAUUCAUCCUCAACAAAUAUCUUCACCAUUAUAUGCACCAGAAAAUUUAUCUUCAUCAUCUCUAUCGAAUCGUCAAACAACAACGAAUAUGAAUCAUAAUUAUACGUCUUCAACAUCAUUAAAUUCUACAGCAAGUGGUGGAACAAUAACAACAACCACUAAUCCGGGUUUAGUUCCAACGAAUUCAUUAUCGAUUAAAUCUAUUGAUCCAUUAUUAAAAGGAACUUAUCGUGUUACAUUUAGUGAUAACAGUACGAUGAUACUUCGAGCCGAUUGUACGGAUGGUCAAAUGUUUAUUGAUACACAAGGUAAACGUUAUUUAUUUGAUCGAAGACAACAACAUCAACCAGAAGCAAUUCAAGAGCGCUUAGCACUCAUGCAUCAAGAUCAUCCAACAGAUGUUGAAUAUAAUACAUCUCAACAACAACAACAACAACAACAACAACAACAACAAUGA
Molecule: messenger RNA, 2838 nt
Organism: Rotaria sp. Silwood2
Lineage: Eukaryota; Metazoa; Rotifera; Eurotatoria; Philodinida; Philodinidae
Source: the annotation of a GenBank genome assembly